AUGGAUGCCGACUCCUCCUUCCUGUCCAGUCCCAAAUAUGGGUAUGACUUUGUGGUUUCCACCACUCAGGCGAGCAUCAACUCGGACCUUCUUCUUUUCUUGAGCGAGAGCCAGCAGCCCGUCCAAUACCUUUGCUUCCUGGCCGACGACACCGGCAACCCCACGAACAUGGUCACUCUGGAGGAGGUGCUCAAACUCACGGACAACGUCAAUCCGUUUGACAUCCCUGCGGGUACAGACUACAGUGAUGCCAGAAUUACCAAAGUGACUGCCGCCAGAUUCAUGGUGGGCGUUCAAAUCCAGAUGGGCCUGCCGCCCGGUGUUCUGCCCAAGAACCUGCCUUCAAUCGUUGACCUUGGAGACGACGCCAAGACGGUCAAGUUCAACAUGUUCUGUUCGCAGUUUACUGUGAUUGAGAAUACUCCAGGCAAUGCGUGGACCAGCGGUGUGUGGAGCGUCUACAGCCAGCCAUCGGGAACGCCCUGGUAUGUGCAGGUGAAUGUUGAUCUUGUGAUGAAAGACCUCGACAAGGAGCUGGACACACCCUACUUGAACAACCACCCGGAGCUAAAGGCUCAGCUGAAAGCCCAGCUGAUGAAUCUGUCAAGCACGGCCUUCAGCCUGAAGCAAUUGCUGUUUGAUCUGAGCAAUGCCGUCUUAGAGACCGUACCCAGGUUUGAGGGUGUUCCGGAGGGCUCCCAGGCAGAGGCCAUCCUGCAGCGUUCGUUCGUUUCCAUCUACAGUGACUUAGCAAAUAGCCACGGGCUGCCCCUUGUCUCGGUCACUGCAGAUGUCACGGGAACCCCUGACCCUUCCCAGCUGCAGAUGACCAGCUUCGAGAGGGAGGUCAACCCUCCCAAGGACAGCACUGGCGCUGUCAUUCCCAGCCCGACUGCCUUGCAGAAAUCUGCUACCACACUCGACUAUCUCUGCGCCAUUAAUGACAAGCCGCUUCCAGGUGUCUCGAGCUUCAAUUGGAACUGGGUGCUGCCCGCGGACAUCAAUGACAAGAGCGGUGUCAUUGCAAUCAACCGGAACAUAAUCGCUCAGAAUAUGCUCGAUCAACUGCUGCCCGCCGCGACGAACUGUUGCCUGCGCAUCGAACCCUAUGCAUUUGCCGAUUGGUAUUGGGCAACCGGGGAGUUUGAUGUAACCGUCUAUCAAGACCAGACACCUGAUACUGCCAAGGUCACCGACAGCGGCUCAGAAGUCGUCCAGUUCGAUUAUUACUGCGCAAGAAGCGACGACAGUCAUUGGGGGGCAACGUAUUGUGCACUGGACGUGAAUGUGACCUACAACUGCGGUGUGUACUUUGAGGAUGAUACAAUCAUCGUCAAGCAGCACCUUGUCAUCUUCGUGCAUGCCCGAGUGGACUGGAUUACUGGAGAUGCCAAUGUCUUUGAUAAGACAAUCACCGAUACGUACACCAUUUCGGUAGACCAAUACGGUGGUCUAAAGAUUGCUCAAACCGCCUCGGUGCCAGAGGAUAACUCUCAAGAGCCUAAUUUGAACUGGUUUAGCGAUACAUUCUCCGGUAUAAACGGGGUUUGCGACAAAAUUCAGUCCAAGGUUACCUCUCUCGCAUCAUCUCAGAUGAAAUCAACUACCCUCAGUGGUAUUCAGAAUUUUGUCUUCCCAGGUGGUAAAGUGUUCACUUACAAGUCUCCUCGCUUCUCAGCACAUCAGGAUUUGGCAUGUGACAUUACCUAUGUUGACCCUGCCAGCACUGUAGAAUCCAGAAGGAAGGCCAGACAAGCUCUCAGGUCCACCGAGCCGACUCUAGGACUGACAUGCUCAUCCGAUAUGCUGUUGAACUACGUUCAGGGUCAACUUGUGUCGCCGACAGGCAACUUCGAAGCGUUGCAGACACAGGAUGGCCAUGCACUCCUCUUUGCCACUGACUCGUCUGGUGUCUUCCAUGUCAUCGAGGAGCAGAGCGGCGUGACAAGUACCGGGUGGCAACUUCAUGACCUAUCCACCUCAGUCAUCACCUCCUACUUCCCCGGAAAGACCGAUGCAGUGGUACGCACGUUUGGUGUCGGUCAAAGUGCAAUCGAUGGCACGAUUAGUCUAGCUAUGGCUGUCUCAUGCGCUGGAACUGACAAUCUGUUCAUGUCGUUGUUGAACUCCAACGGAGACACGUCCUGGAUUGAAAACCCGCGCUGGACCCAGGUCCCCUUCGAUGCUGUCACUGAAUGGCCUGAGACGAUCACCGUUACUGGAAUCAUGUUCGCUGAACUAUCGGACCCCUCGCAGUACUUGAUCGUUGACCUCGAUCGCCUGAACGAUUCCGCAGUGAAGAACAUCGUGCGCUAUUACAUCGACCCGUCCAAGGAAACAGGUGUCUACUGGGUGAAGCACGAUGUCCCCGUGGACAUAGAAGACGGGAAUUACCAGAGCUGCGUCGGUCGAGUUACCAACGCCUGGUCCGACGGUGUAUACACCCUGGGGACCACCGAUGGCGCUCCUCAGCUCGUCUACAUGCCUGUGAUCAAUGACUUUGGAACGGGACCUCCUGCUUCUCGCCGACUUUCUCUUCCCGGCUCACAGGUCCCUUCAGCCAUCGCUACUGCACGCAACGGGGACAAGUCUUCCAGUCUGCUUGGAACCACCGAUCUCUACGCCAUCAGCAACACAUCCCUGUACUACUUUGCUGCCAACGCGCAGACAGAUGGGUCUACGGCUGUUCCUCUUAUCACCAAUGAUUUCCUUUCUGGGACCGACACCCUGCUGUCCAUGAUUCUGGAUGGAGUCACUACGCUCUGGGGGAGAAAUAGCAGCAACGAGGUCUACUACCUCUCGUGCCCGAACACUGAGCUGACCAAGCCUGGAUCUUGGAGCGCCCCAGUUCCAAUCCUAACCAGCAUCGAGCGGAUAUCCGCCUACAUGAAUCGGAUAGAUGGCGGAAACACCAUCUUUGCGUCAGGAAAUGGACGACUCUUCUCAUUGACCCAGGCUACCGUCACCGAUGCGAAGGUGUGGCAGGCGCAGGACAUCAAGCUCGCAGCCCCUGCGACGGAGAAACCGCUGUCUUUCACCUCCUAUACGACCACUAUCCAGGUGACGGAUACGAAGAACGAUGCGCCAGCCGCAAAGACGACUCUGAACAUUGCGGCAGAGGUGCGCACUCCCGUGUAUAUAAACGGUCUCUACUACGUGCUGGGACCCGACGCAGUGAAGGUGACCACAGACGCCAGUGGAUCAGUAUCUGUGAUUCAGGCAACCGAUGACCUCAACGCGGUCACCCUCACUGUGACUAUUGAUGGAAGCGCCGUGAGCACUGUGAUUAAUUCCAUGGAUACAUCGUUCCAGAAACUCAGCGCUCUCAAUACUGAGGACUCGCUUCGCGCUGCAAGCUUCCCGACCAAUACUACUGCCGGGGGUAUUCUUGAUGACACCUCAACCACGCCCCUCGUGGCUGCCUCAACUGACGAUGCCGAUGUCAAGACCAUCGCUUCCCGGAUGACGAAUCUCCAGGACCUGUACUCGAAGGCCCCGUCGAAGACCGCGUUACUGUCGAGACAACUUGGCAGACAGAUCAACCCGACCCCACGGCCCAUCACCUCAAUAAGCCCAGCAAAACGGGUCGUCCCCUCAACGCAGUUCCUUGCCUCUCGAAACGCGAAAAACAUCCUUGACGACAUCGCCAUCGCAGCCGGUGACCUGUUCAACUGGCUGAAAUCCGGAAUAGAGGCCGUGAUUGACAUCGUCUACGACGCCGUUAGUGACGCCUGGCACUUUGUUGCCACCAUUGCCGGGAAGGUAUACCGCGCGAUCCUGGAUACCGUGGAUGCCAUUGUCGGGGCCGUCGUGUGGGUGUUCAACGCCAUCAAAACAGCGAUUGAGGAUCUCAUCCGGUUUAUUGAGUUUCUCUUCAACUGGGGCGAUGUGAAGAGAACCAAGAAUGUCCUCUACAAUGUGGCCAAACUGUACAUGCAGAACCAGGUGGACUCCAUCCCCCGAGCCAAGGCUGCCUUCGAUGCCCACAUUGCGGAAGCCGAAGAGACACUGGGCAAGUGGGCAGGAAUCACCGACUGGACCCCCAUCGGCACCGCUGCCAGCGAGCCGGCCUCGGGCAGUACCUCCAACCCAGCCAAGGGGCAAACUUCGGGCUCGCGGCUGCUGGCAGAUCACUUCCAGAACCAAGUUCACCAAGUGAGCAUCCUCGGCGAUCUUCCGUCUGAAGACGCUACCCAGAGCCUGGUGGAUCAGCUCUUGGAUGGACUAUCCAAAGAAGGCGUCGUCCUCAGCCAGGUCUAUAACCAACUUCGAGACCUAGCCAGCAACUUCAGCAGCCUGAGCGUGGGCGACAUCCUCAAGAAAUUGGCAGUGAUACUAGCGGACGGCGUCCUCUCCAGCGCCCAGGUAGUCGUCGACGCCUUGCUAGACGUCCUCCAAAGCAUCGCCGAAUCCGCCAUCAGCCUCCUGGACACCAAGAUGCACAUCCCGAUCAUCUCCGACAUCCUGAACGCCAUCGGCAUCCCCGACAUCACCUUUCUCGAUCUGUUCGCCUGGAUCGCUGCCGUCGGAUACACCGUGGUCUACAAGAUCGCUAACAACGAAGCCCCCUUCCCCGACACCAGCGACGUCAACGCGAUCAUCUCUGCCUCAACCUGGGACGACCUAGCCGCCCUCUUCCGUACGCAAUCCGUCAAGAAAGUCAACGCCAGGACAGGUCUUACACCUACCUCCGCGUCAAUUACCCUCCCCCAAGCCGUGCAGAGCGCCGUCUUCAUUGCCUCGCACGCCUCGGCCGGCUUCCUGCUCUUCACUAGCGAUUUCGUAACCACCUUCGAAGCCGAGAUAAUGACAGGCGAGAACCCCUUCUCGAUCCCAUCGGGCGUCCUCGGAUUCCUCAUCGCCUCCAUGGAAGGAGGCGGCAAUUUCCUGGUCCCCAAAGCCCCCAUCGACAAUUUCGCCGUCAGUGUGAUCUCCGACGUCACCACCACCGCGAGCAUCAUCAGCAAGGUCCUCUUUUCCGGGCCCGUGCAGAACAAGCUGAAGACUUCCGGCAGCAAAUUCUCUGGCCUGGCGGUGGAUGAUGGUCGUGCCACGGGCGCGAUUGUCAACACGGUCCUGAUCAUUCCGGCGCUAUUCGUGACCGGAUGGCACUUCUACGAGCUUAGUAGUAAGCCCGAGGGUGCGGAUCGGUCUGCGGCGAUCGUGGGCGAGGUGUCGAAUCUUACUUCGUAUGUCUCGCGCGUGUCGUAUGCCGUCGCCGUGAAUGAUUUGGAUCCCGCUACGAGACAGAUUCCCAUUGGGGUUAUGGCGGCAUGUAAUCUGGUUGAUGCGGGGCUGCAGACGGCGGAGGCUAUUAUUCACUGAGAUGGACACUGUGGUCGAUCUGGCCUCGAGGAGUGUGUAUCUGCACUUCAUUCUGGAAAUUUGGGUCUCAUCAUCUUCGUGGACUACUACUCAAGAGAAC
Messenger RNA from Aspergillus heteromorphus CBS 117.55, 5425 nucleotides. RefSeq lists its product as uncharacterized. The record is from RefSeq and is a predicted model, not a curated record. The transcript has a single exon. NCBI's taxonomy places the organism in Eukaryota, Fungi, Ascomycota, Eurotiomycetes, Eurotiales, Aspergillaceae. Bases 1 to 5325 code for a protein of 1774 amino acids.